Gallus gallus (chicken) is the source of this 1826-nucleotide messenger RNA. RefSeq names its product N(alpha)-acetyltransferase 38, NatC auxiliary subunit (gene NAA38). Gene Ontology annotation, cellular component: NatC complex. The transcript has 3 exons. The coding region runs from base 36 to 335 and encodes 99 amino acids. The record is from RefSeq and is a predicted model, not a curated record. Lineage: Eukaryota; Metazoa; Chordata; Aves; Galliformes; Phasianidae. Gene Ontology annotation, molecular function: RNA binding.
GCCGCGCGGGGGCUGCCGGAGAGCGGUGCGGUUCCAUGGCGGAGCCGGCGGUGAGCGGGCCCCCCGGGGGGCCGCAGCCCCGCGCCCGGCGCCUGGCGGCGCUGCUGAACCGCAGCCUGCGGGUGCGCAUGUCGGACGGGCGCACGCUGGUGGGAGCCUUCCUCUGCACCGACCGCGACGCCAACAUCAUCCUCGGCUCCGCGCAGGAGUUCCUCAAGGCUGCGGAUGCGUUCCCGGGCAGCGAGCCGCGUGUGCUGGGCCUGGCCAUGGUGCCUGGGCACCACAUCGUGUCCAUCGAGGUGGAGCGCGACGCUGCCGCCGCCCUGUGCUCCUGACAGCCCCCCAUGGGAUGGACCCGCGAGUCUUGUGCACCCCCUUUGUACCCUAACUGGUGAUGGACCCCAGCCAUGCAAAAUGACCACCGGAAUUGCAAUCCCCUCAGCCCCAGCAGAGCCCCCGUCGUGGCCGCACUGUCACCACGCGAUGCCGUCAUUCCAGUCCCCUGCAAAACAGGACACAGAUGCCCCUUCCUCCCCCAAACACUCCGUUUUCAGCCUGAAACAGAGUUGUGCAGGUUAAUUUAAUCUCAGGAACAAAAUGUUUCAGUGGGCGAGAGGGGCGGAGGGAACACACAGCAGUUCUGGUCCCUCCUAACUGCGAUAAAAUGCUGCGGCCAAGGGGGGUCAGGGAGGAACAGGACUGAAGGGGGGGGAUUGCACAGCGGGUCUGGGGCAGCCCCAGGGUUCCACAGGGCAGCCACCGUGGUGGGGAGGAGUGGGAGGGGGCCGCUGAUGGGGCUGUCCCCCCAGGUUGCAGUGACACUGAGACACAGCCCCCCAGCAAGGACACCCCAGGGACCUGCACCGGGAGUCGGGAACCCCAGAGCCGCCCUCCCCCCCCAAUAGAGCAGAUCAUUUACAAAAUACAGAUCCCCCAAAUGCCCCCCAGGGACAGUUUUCGGUUGAAAUCUGGGAAGGGUCUGUCCCAGCUCCCCCCGCCUCCAAGGUCCCUCUUAUUGCUUUGUGGGUAGGGAUGGUGGCAGAACCCACCCCCAGAGCCCCCCUGUGUUUUGGGGGCUGCGAGACCCCCUUCACAUUGUCGGGAAAUGGGGGCACUGAACCCUCCCCCUUGCACAAGAUGAGGGUCACUGGGGACCCCCCGCACGGUGGGGUCCCCAGUUUCCCUCUCUACUCUGCUCUUGUGAGGCCCCAUCUGGAGUACUGUAUCCAGGUAUGGAGCCCCCAGGACAAGAAAGACAGAGAGCUGUUGGAGAGGGUCCAGAGGAGGGCCACGAAGAUGAUCGGGGGCUGGAGCACCUCCCCUACAAAGACAGGCUGAGGGAGCUGGGCUUAUUGAGCCUGGAGAAGAGAAAGCUGCGGGGUGACCUCAUUGCAGCCUUUCAGUACCUGAAAGGAGCCUAUAAACAAGAAGGGAGUAAACUCUUUGAAAGGGUAGGUAACAGCAGGACAAGGGGGAGCGGUUUUAAGUUGAAAGAGGGAAGAUUUAGGUUGGAUGUUAGGGGGAAGUUCUUUACCAGGAGAGCGGUGAGGUGCUGGAACGGGCUGCCCAGAGAGGUUGUAGAUGCGCCGUCCCUGGAGGUGUUGAAGGCCGGGUUGGAUGGGGCCCUGGGCAACCUGGUCUAGUAAAUGGGGAGGUUGGUGGAGAUUCGUGAUCCUUGAGGUCCCUUCCAACCCAUGCCAUUCUGUGUUUCUGUGGGGGGCAACAAAAGCUUCUGCGAUGAGCGGGAAGAGUUGAAGACUGAUUUCUGUUAAUCACAAAAGGUCUGUGUGCUUGUGAAGAGAUAAAUUAACUUAUUUAUCACUUUA